AUGCAGAUCCUGCCAGGAGAGGAGGAGAUACAAGAUUUUCUGUCCUGCCAGCUCAACACUUCCUGCCUGACGCAGGUUCGCUCCAGGAACGAGUCUGCCCUCGUCUACACUGCCCUCUCCUUUGUGUCUGUGCUGACGGUGCUGCUCAACAUGCUGGUCCUCAUCUCCAUCUCCCACUUCAGGCAGCUCCACACCCCCACCAACGUCCUGAUCUUCUCCCUGGCCCUGACCGACCUCCUGGUGGGAGCACAGAUGAUCCCUAUGGAAAUGAUCACCAGAUCCAACCCAUGCUGGUACCUGGGCAGGCUGAUGUGUGCUCUGGUCCCCUAUUCUAGUGGUGUCUUUUCCGUUUUCUCUAUAUGGAACCUGGCUCUCAUAUCUGUCGACCGCUACAUUGCCGUGUGUGAACCACUCCUGUAUCCCUCCAGGGUCACCAUGAGGAGAAUUAUUUUGUGCUGUUUCCUGAACUGGAUUUGUUCUAUGAUUUACUGUGGGUGCAUUAUAAUUAUUCUGUACAUGAUAAUAUUCACUGUUGCAAUCUCCCAGGCCAGGAACAUCAAGUCCAACUCAGUGAGCAUUGAGUCUGACUUGAUGAAGACCAGUAAAUCAGAGAGAAAAGCAGCAAAAACUCUCAGCAUAGUUAUAGUAGUUUAUCUGCUUUGUUUUGCUCCAUACUUCUGUUCACCUUUCUUUGCAGAUUGGUCCUCACUGAUCGCUAUGAUUUGGAUUGCUCAGAUGAACUCCUGUCUCAACCCUCUGAUCUAUGCUUUCUUUUACCCGUGGUUUAAAAAGUCUGUGAAAUGCAUCAUAACCCUGAAGAUACUGCAGCCCUUCUCCUCUGAACUCAACCUGAUGUAG
Molecule: messenger RNA, 858 nt
Organism: Hypomesus transpacificus
Lineage: Eukaryota; Metazoa; Chordata; Actinopteri; Osmeriformes; Osmeridae
Product: trace amine-associated receptor 7c-like
Exons: 2
Coding region: 1-858 (285 amino acids)
Biological process (GO): G protein-coupled receptor signaling pathway
Cellular component (GO): membrane
Molecular function (GO): trace-amine receptor activity
Source: RefSeq, a predicted model, not a curated record